AUGUGACCGUGAUUGGAGAUCUUGACUCUCACUGCUUGAUAGAUGGAUAAACUCAGUGACCACUGGUCGACCGUUCCUGCAGCCUUCUUCUCCUAGUUAUCAACGUACAUAACCGCUCACGCCAACGGUUUGACACGGACCCAAAAUAGAUCUUGGUGACAACCAUCUCCCAUCUCGGGGAAUAAUGCUUGUCUCUGAUUGGCUCAAUGUUUGUCUAAGCGCUCGAGGCAACACGCUCAACUCUUGUAGCUAGAGGUUCGGCCAAUCCUAGCCCAGCAUUCGAUGUCAAUCUCUCACAACACCAACCAGCGCGCCUAUGCUGCAAUUCUUGCAUAGGCGCUUCCAACUUAUCACCCUGAUCGGCUUCAUGUAAUUGGUCUCUUCAGUGCUAUUGUGAUGGUGUUCGUCGCUUAAGGUUAACGGAUCUUGUUAAGCUGUGAUCAAUCUCGUAUAUCUAUGUUGCAAAUCCCCAUGAUCUAAUUCAACAUCAAUUCAAAGCUCUUUCGUAUUUACGUUUGGUUCCUUUUCCUUUUCUUCUUUCUUAUAUUCUUUCCUAUAUUCUUUCCUUUUCUCUCCAGCCGGUCUUGGGGUUUGAAUUUUCCGUUAGUCUUGUUCCUCGUGAUCCCUUUCUGGUCAAUAUACUCGGUCUAUAUCUUCAGAAUGGAAUCCUCCACCAGAAACAUGUCCAUCGGUACCAAGACAGAGAUCUCAGCGUCCAACUUCGAAGCAGAUGUUGAGUCGGUUCGAACCGAACCCAGCUUUCGUAUCUAUCGCUUGAUCGACAGCGCUAGACUGGGCCUCACAGUCCUCGGUCUCGCAGCGGCCUUGACAAUCCUUGGUGUUUCGGCGGAUGCCCUCGCUGUGUUCCAUGCUACCUAUGUCCCGGAAGAUUGGUUACUUCAACUAUGGCCUGCCAACUUCGAUAUGCGCCCUACCGUAGCUCUGGUAGUCGGUAGUGCCCUGGUUAUUGGGGCCAAUCUAGUUUCGUUGAUCACCGGCAAGCUUCCGACUGCCCGCGGAAACGCUGCAGUCAAGGCAGCAAUCACAUUUGUGCCCCCUGCUAUUGCCCUGGUCGCCGCCAUCAUCGCCAUGUCCUUCUUCUACGGGGUGAAUGCUUCUACCACCAACGAUUCACUUCAGAGCUGGACAUGUCGCUGGAAGGACGUGACCAUGAACGUGCAGCCUCACUUCGGCACACUCUGCAAACAGAGCCGGGCCGGUGUAGCGCUCUCUGUCAUGCUAGUUCCCGUCGAAGCUAUAAUUCUGGGGUUGGCGGCGUAUCAGUUCACCCUGGAGAAACGCUUCGACUUGGGCGCUCGUGGACCAAGCCGUAAAGCGGGAAGCCCUGCUCUGUCUUGAAAUUGAUAUCGAGAUUGGGAGAUUGGAGCCAAUAUGCGAGAGUCCCACGGCCUUGGGCCUGGGUUCAGAUUAUUGAGACAUCACGUCUGAUCGCCAGAUACCAGUUGAGUUGAAUCGAUGGAAUUGUCAAAGGAUCGGAAUUAGUUGUAGGGUGUCAUAAUCAGCCCAGGGGGAGGGGGGCUGAGACUAUUGGAACCCAUCAAACAUGGGUUCAUUAUUCAUAGUCUCUUCUGUUUUUCUUCUGAGGAUUUGGAACUGGAGCUGGAGCUGAAAACAAAGCUCGAUGUGGUUUCGAUUGCGAUAGGUCAUAUUUGGAAUAUUAAUCAACCCUCUUUUCUCUUUUCUUUUUACGCGCCGAGACAAAUGCCAGGACCAGAACCAACAGCUCGGCCAUGCCUAGCGCGCGCAUAGUCUGUGAACCAGUCCAAGUCAGUCCAGAUCUGGUAGAUGAUUUUGUA
Molecule: messenger RNA, 1817 nt
Organism: Fusarium odoratissimum NRRL 54006
Lineage: Eukaryota; Fungi; Ascomycota; Sordariomycetes; Hypocreales; Nectriaceae
Exons: 2
Coding region: 661-1359 (232 amino acids)
Source: RefSeq, a predicted model, not a curated record